Molecule: messenger RNA, 7095 nt
Organism: Prorocentrum cordatum
Lineage: Eukaryota; Dinophyceae; Prorocentrales; Prorocentraceae
Source: the annotation of a GenBank genome assembly
AUGGCCGAGUAUAACAGCGCAGUCGACCCGAAGAUACCGGUGCUGAAGGGCGAGACGUUGAAGGACAUCACCAGAUACAAGAGGGCAGUUCAGGCGGCAGAGCUGAGCUGCGAGAGCAAGGAGUCAAAGCAGGCGCUCUGUCCGAAGCUGUACAGGAACCUGCUGGGCGCGGACAACUCCAUAAGCGUGCUGAUCGAGCAGACGAAUCCCAAGGACUACGCGACGGAGGACGGCGCCGCGAGAUUCCUACGAUUCCUCGAGGAGCAGCGCUUCGCCAAGAGCAGCUUCAGGGAGCUGCCGAAGGCGUUCGACGCAUUUUUCGACCAGACUCACUUCGAGAAGAAGGGCGAAGAGCCGAUGGCGGCGUUUUGCACAGCGAUGGAGGUGGCGAAGCGCAACCUCGAGGAAGUGGACCCUGACACGAAGAUCAGUGCGAACGAGCUAGGGCACCGCACGCUGAAGAGAAGUGGACUCGACAAGGACGAGCGCAACCUAGUGAUAGCACGAGCAGAUGAGACCUUCAACUUCCAGAAGAUUAGCACGAUGCUGAAGAACCUCUUCCCACGAGGCGGAGGUCGGCACCGGGAUCGACAAGGAGCGAGAACGAGCUGGCGAUGGGCGAACUACAACGACGGCGAGCGCGACCUGGGGGAUGAGGACAAGAGCGUCGAGCAUGACGGGUACUGGGUCCAGGACGACGACGGCUACUGGUACGAGUGGGACGAAGAGCACGGUGUCUACGCGUUCGCGGAAGACGACGACAACUGGGACAGCAGUGACAUGUUCUACAUCGGGGACGACACCGACGUCUACCUCGCGAGCGAGGACGACGAAAACCAGCAGGCCCUCGUCACGCUGCGCGAGAGCCGGCUGAAGAUGAACAAGAUCCGGGCGGCUCGGGGUUUCUUCAAGGGACGAAUCGAUGGAGUAGUGGACGAGAGCGCGGCGGCCGGUGGCAAGGCAGCCGGGAAAGGAAGCAAAGGCGGCAAGGGCAAGGACGGUGGCAAAGGUAAGUCCAAAGACAAGAGGUGCGCCAACUGCGGAAAAAUGGACCACGCUACACCAGACUGCCCGACGCCGCGACCUGCGCGGCCGGCAGGCAAGGGUUUCAAGGGCCGCGGCAAGACCUCGAAGGCUCAAUCACGUCCACGACGGCUUGGUUUCUGGGCGAUGACCACACUGGUGCGCGUCAUGCCGGACAUGUUCCACCAGAAGGACGCCCAGGACCCGGAGCCUGCGACGGAGAAGUUCCAGGAGCCAGCCGAGCACGACAUCAUGAUGGUCAAAGUGGAGAGCGACCCGAUCCUACCUGAAGUACCAGAAGUGGACGCGAUGAUCUCGAGCACGAUCGUGCCAGCCACCCUGGUGGACAGCGGCGCCUCCGUGGCGGUGGCAGGGCGCGGCUGGCUGGAUAAGAUCGCCGCGGAGCUCGAGAAGUAUGGCCUGAGGCCCAUCAUCGUCGAGGCGAGCCAGAAGUUCAAGGGACUUGGCGGCGCGCGACGCGAGGCGAAGCAGAAGUGGAUCAUCCCGAUCGGCAUUGGCAAGAAGCAUGUCCUACAAGAGUAUUUCGAGAUCCCAGGCGACAUGAUCGGCCUGACGAGCAAGAAGAACCUGGCGGACAGGAAGACGAACCUGUACCUGCGCGAGGACGGCCAGUGGGCCGACUUCCAGGAUCUCGGGGUGUACGACAAGGAGCUCGUGAAGCUUCCCGGCGGCCGCGCGGGCAUCGACAUCUUCGACUACGACUUGGAGUCGUACGAGGCGGAGCCCCUCUUCGAGAAGUUCCGCAUCAACGUCGAGAAAGUCGAGCCGGAGGUUUUCCUGGUCGCGGAGACGCUGCAGGUGACCAAGCCAGACUUCAGAGUCCAGGGGAUCCUCAAGAAGGGUACGCUCAAGCGGAUCGACAAACUUAUGAAGGAGUAUGCGGUUAUAUUCGACGUUCUGCGGGACAACAACGAGACGUUUCUCUGGGAGUUGUUCGCGAAGGAGGCUCGCUUUACUCAUGUAGCUUCGAAGGGUGGUCACGCGAAUGCGACCCCCUCGGACCUAUCAGUUGAAGUGAACUUUAACGACCCUCGGACACGAUCAGAUUUCCUGUUUUUGAUUAGGACCUUCAAGCCCGGCAUCGGCGAGAACCCCCUCACCAGCCGGGCGUGGCGUGAAGCCUCGAUCGUGGACCUGCUGAGCUGGCAUGGGAACCAGCCGCCACUCUACGAGACGGCCACGCUACACCAGUGCAUGCACGGGCUCGUGGACAACUACGGCGACCCGAUUCGCAAGCCGCCGUGCAUGAUGGUGCCCAACGGCUCGUGCUUCUCUGGGUGGCUCGAGCGCAGGUGCGACGGGGGCCACCAGCACGCCGACAUGGUCGGGCGGAGUACGGCACUGGCACAAGCGGGCGCCUGGCCGGACGACCUGGGCAAGGCUCUGGUGGGCGCCGGCGCGCACGAGCUGGCACGACGGACGAGCCCGAAGGAGAUGGCCAUCGGUAACGGCACGGCGAGGUCCCCGAGCAAGCAGAUCGUGAAUGCAGUGGCCAAGGCGUUCAAGCUAAGGAAAGAUCUGAUCGGCGUGCGCGUGUUGACGGGUGACGAGGAGGGCGCACUGGCGGACUACAGCGACGCCUACGCGGGCGACCCGGGCUUCGGGACGAUCAAGCUGGUCAAGCGGUUCCCCACCGACACGGUGAUCGCAGUUUACGUGAAGGAGCCGAAGGUGCAGACGUCCUUCCCUGCGACGGUGCACAUCUACGGGAGCAAGCCCAAGACCUUUGCUCCAGAUGAUCGUGAAGCUGACACGGCACAUCGAGACUUACAACAUGAUGGUGAGAGUUUCGGGGAUAAGCCUUCGGACAUCACCACGGCCCAGUGGGGCGCUCUCAAGAAGCUCCACCUCAACCUGAGCCACCCCUCUGCUCACGCACUGAAGCGUCGGCUGAAGUCCUACGGAGCGUCGCAGCAAGUGCUGGAUGCGGUUGACAAGCUGGACUGCGGCGUGUGCAAGGAGCUCGGCAGGCCGACUACGGUGAGAAGCUCCAACCUGAAGCUCUCGACGGAAUUCAAUGAGAACGUGUUCCUCGACGAAGCCGAGGUGAUUCUAGCAGACGGGACCCGACUGAUGGUCAUGGUGAUUCUGGACGACGCGUCGGGCUUCUGGGUGACCAUCCCUACUACUGCAGUGAGGUCCAUCACAGGUGAAGAGAGCCUGCGAUGCUUUUCGCAAGGCUGGCUAUCGUGGGCUGGACCACCCAAGGUGCUGUACUACGACGCGGCCAAGGGCCACAUCACGCAGCGGUUCGCAGAGAUCGGAGAGAAGUAUACUAUCCUGAUGAGGCCGGUCCCAGCAGAGGCGCCCCAGCUCAAGGGUCGAGUGGAGCGCGCGAUCGACUUCUUCAAGGACCACUUCCAGCGCCUGAACCGCGACGUGCAGCUCACUAAGGACGACGAUCCGCAUGUGUGGACAUCGGUGAUAGCGAGCACGUGCAACAACCACAUUCGGAGGAACAGCUUCACCCCCUACCAAUACGUGCUGGGUAGGUCGCCUGACAUCCCGGCCUCGCUGAUCGAGGCGAUGGAGGGCGACCGGAGGCAGCUGGCAUCGCAGAGCGCGGCUCUCUUGGAGGAGGGCCCGAGGAGAGCAGAGCAGAUACGUGCGGCGGCGAACCGGGCGUUCUUCGAGCUGGACAGCGAUGACGCCGUCAGGAGGGCCAUGGUUGGCCGAGGCCACACGAGGCUGCACCUCAGCUACCGCGGGGUGCCGGUGCUCGCGACGCCAGAGCAGGUGCGACACGCGUCCCGCAGCGAGGCGGACAUGGUGGAGAACGAGGACUUGGUCAGGCAGCUCUCUCACUGGCGUGGAGGACCUACGCUACAGAAGGGGUUCAUCGAUGAGCGCGGACCUGGGCCAGAUGGGAGCGACAAGACGGGAGUGCGCCGCGACAGGGGCGAGAAGGACUCGGACCACGAGGACGGCGUGAUCGACACACCUACGGCUGAGGCACCGCGUACCGAGCCGGCUCCACCACCGCCACGGCCAGUGGUCGAGGCGACACCGAAGAAGGAGCGUGAGGAGGAGAACGUACCUGCACCUGGAGACCUACCUGAAGUACCACCACUACCGGGAGGAGGACCGUCUCCUCCAGAGCAAACUACGGACCCACCUGCUGCGGCAGCUGGGCAGGGGCACUCCAUGGACCUGGACGCGGAGGCAGAUCGCGAGCGCCUACGACUGCGACGCGAGGCUCUCAAGGGCAGCUCCAUGCGACUGCCGAAGGUACCAGACGACCCGAUGGAUCAGGAGGCACUCUUCGUCAAGGUCAAGAAUCGCCAGAGGGGCGCGUUUCUGUCCCGGAGGACCGAGACGACGAAGAAGCAGGUCACUCCCAAGAAGGGUCGGGAGAUCCGCAGCAUUCCCCAGGAGUGGAAGGCGGCUUUUGACGCGAGCGACCUGGAGGAGUGGCGCAAGUGGGUCGAGUACGACGCAGUGGACUGGCCGACUGAGGAGGAGCUCGCGGGGGUGGACAAGACGGCGAUCCUGCCCAUGAGGCGCGUUCGCACGGACAAGAAAGAGGAGACGAGGGGCAACCUGUCGUACGAGCAGCACCCGCUCAAGGCGAAGUCCCGGAACAUCGUUCCAGGAUACAAGGACAAGCAGCUGCUUGCUGGCGAGUUGCAGACCAACGCCCCCGCUCUGACGGACACGGCCACGGCGGUGAUCCUGCAGGAGGCCGCUAGCCAGUUGGGCUGGAGGCUGGAACAGGGCGACGUCGACUCGGCAUUUCUGAACGGGAAGUACCUCGACAGCUCUCGACGCGUAUACUUCCGCGCAGCGAAGGGUGGCCUGCCAGCUGUACCGGAGUUGGGCUGGCCAGCCGUUCCAGAAGGUACGGUGCUGAGAGCGAAGAAGGGGAUCUACGGGCUGAAUGAUGCACCUCUGUUGUGGUACGAGGAGCAUCGCGACACCAUGCUGUCUCUUCCAGGAGCGUCGAGAUCGAAGUUGUGCCCGGCUCUCUUCAUCUUCCACGACGAGAAUGAGAAGCUGAUCGGCCUGAUGGGGACGCACGUGGACGACGACUUGGUAGCGGGCUCGCCCGAGUUCUUCGCUAAACAGGUGACCAAGCUGAGGAAGAUGCACUGCUACGGCAAGUGGCAGACGGCGAAGACCGGUUUCCACCACUGCGGGAGAUUCCUCAAGCAGAGAGAUGACGGCACCAUCGCCUGCAGCCAGAGGGAGUACACCGAGAGCAUCGAGAAGAUUCCGAUCUCCAACGAGCGUCGCAAGGACAAGGAAGCGAAGGCUACACCCGAGGAGAGGGCGAUGCUCCACAGCGGCAACGGCCAGAUUCAGUGGCUGGUGCGAUCUACCCGUAUGGACUUGGCAUUCCGACUGGUGGGGAGCCAAGCGAGGGCCCACGACAGCGACCUGAAGGUUCAGCUGGACUUCAACAAGCUGGUGAGCGAUGCCAAGACGGACCACGUGGACAUCACUUUCAAGAAGAUCAACAUAGACGACGCGAUCGUGGUGGCGGUUGGAGAUUCGAGCCACGGCAACGUGGGCAAGACGAAGACCGCGAGUCAGGCGGGCCUGGUCAUCCUGCUAGCAGACAACAAGGACGAUCAGUUCCUCCGCGGGAUGCCUGCCAAGGUCACUCCCAUGUUGUGGCGGUCGCACCGUAUCAAGCGGGUGGUGCGCAGUACCCUGGCAGCCGAGACGAUGGCGGCGCUGGAGGCGGUCGAGAGUGGCGACAUGCUGAGGCAGCACCUGGUGGAGCUGCACUAUGGACUCGGCUACCGGACCCACAUGGACGAUGUGGAGGCGAUCAAGAUGGUGGAAGUCACGGACUGUAAGUCGCUGUACGACCUGCUCCAGAAGCGAGGGACGGUGCCCUCCGAGAAGCGACUGCUGAUCGACAUCGAAUCGCUCAGGAACGACCUGGAGUUCAACAACGUGGUGAGCAAGUGGGUGAGCACGAAGCAGAUGCUCGCCGACUGCCUAACCAAGCACGACGUCCGCGCUGGCGACUACAUGAGGUAUGUGCUCCAAACCGGCGAGUACCGGCUCAUCGCCAAGCAGAGGAUGGAGCUCAAAGGACGCAGGGGUGAAUACUACCGCUCGAAGUAUCCCAAGAGGCAGCGGCCUGCUGACCAGCUCUUCGUUCACGAGGGCUACACCUACUUCGAGGAGUGCAUUGCGGAUGUGAGGUACAAUGCGCGUGUGGCUCAGCCUGCUCCGAAGCCAUACCUCCGUUGGCGGAUGAUGCUUGGACAGCGCGAGGACGACAUCUACUACGAGAAGCUCGAGGACAUGGUUGACUGGUCUGGAUUAGACCAGGUGUCAAAGCGUCGGAGGAUCCCGACCCAGGUGCGGAAACUGCUGACGAUCUACGCACCGACCAAGGCGGCCCUCGAGCGCUACGAGAAGGACUUCACGGAGAAGCACACCAUCAAGAAGCCGAAGGUGACGACCGAUGACGACCCCAAAGAGGAACCAGGUGUCACCGAGGAGCUCGGUGCGCACGUCGAGUCAGACGGAAACGUGAAGGAGGAUAGCACCGACGUUGCGGAGAUCUACAUCAUGGACGCUGCGGGUGCCGAGUCCGAGGAGAUCAAGUCAGGCGCCGCUGCAGCGGCAACGGUGACGGUAUGUGCGUUGUGUCGGAUGACGCUGGACCAGUGCGAAUGCGGACCGAGGACACGCAAGAAACCACAUCGGGCGUCUACCUCGACGCGUGCCGAUGACCUGCCUGCUGUACCGGGUGACGAAGAUGACGACGAUGAGGAGGCAGGGACCUGGCAGAAGGUACCGCACCAACGCAAGGAGUCCAUGACCCCGACGAAGAAAGAGAUGCUGAAGGCUCGCGCGCUACACGAGAGAACCGGACACUCAUCGUACGAGAAGAUCGCGGACGAGUUCGGCGACAUGAUCGAGGAAGGUGUUCUCGAGGCGUACGAGCUGGUGGUCAAGAACUGCGACGAGUGUCGUCGAGGAAAGAAGACCUACGCCUCCGUGCAGCGGGGAGCCAAGAGCAGCGAGUUCGAGACGCACGAGUCCACGAGCAAGGCCAAGGGCAAGCCCAAGGGCAAGCAGACGGCCUGA